Messenger RNA from Micropterus dolomieu (smallmouth bass), 2016 nucleotides. It is a transcript of the gene mos, whose product is annotated as v-mos Moloney murine sarcoma viral oncogene homolog. Gene Ontology annotation, biological process: positive regulation of MAPK cascade; signal transduction; protein phosphorylation. NCBI's taxonomy places the organism in Eukaryota, Metazoa, Chordata, Actinopteri, Centrarchiformes, Centrarchidae. Gene Ontology annotation, molecular function: protein kinase activity; ATP binding. The transcript has a single exon. Gene Ontology annotation, cellular component: cytoplasm. The record is from RefSeq and is a predicted model, not a curated record. The coding region runs from base 74 to 1087 and encodes 337 amino acids.
GUUUGGAGACUGCAGAUCUGCUGUUCAGUCAGCAGCAGGCCACAAGCUGCACAGAGAGUCUUUAUUACGCACGAUGCCUUCUCCGAUCCCCGUGACCCGCCUGCUGCCCCAAAAUAUCUAUCCCUCUCUGGACUUCGGGACCUGCAGCAGUCCGCUAACCAAACCCUCCCACGGCUCCAGCUUACAAGUCCCCGUCCAGCGGCUCCACGGCAGAGUCGCUAGCCGGCUCUGGUCCUCUGUGAUCCACUUUAAGGAGCUGCGCUCCGUCCAGCCCGUGGGCUCCGGAGGAUUCGGCUCAGUCUACAAGGCGGACUACCUCGGGGAGACCGUCGCGCUGAAGAAAGUCAAGAAGUGCACCAAGAACAAGCUGGCAUCCCGGCAGAGCUUCUGGGCCGAGCUGAACGCGGCACACCUGCGCCACAGAAACAUCGUGCGCGUCAUCGCGGCGACCACCUGCGUGCCAGCGGACUUCGGAGAUGAAGGCAGCAUCGGAAUUAUACUGAUGGAGUUUGUGGGGAGCAGGAAUCUGCAGCAGCUCAUUUACGGAUGUCCUGAGACGCUGGAGAACAGGUGGCUCAGGUACUCAACAGACAUUGCACAUGGCUUACAGUUCCUUCACUCCCACACCGUUGUGCAUCUAGACAUAAAACCAGCCAACGUGUUGGUGUCGAGUGAAGAUGUCUGCAAAAUUGCCGAUUUUGGCUGUUCUUUGAAACUGGACCGUGGUUGUGAAGUGAGCGCCAUCGGCCCCCAUCUGAGCCACGUAGGCGGUACUUACACGCACAGAGCCCCGGAGCUGCUGAAAGGCGAGGGGGUGUCUCCUAAAGCAGACAUCUUCUCUUUCGGGAUCACCUUGUGGCAGCUGAUCACCAGAGAGCAGCCCUACACCGGCGACAGGCAGCACGUGCUUUACGCGGUUGUGGCGCACAACCUGCGGCCGUCUGUUCAGAACCACGCUGUGUUUCAGUCAGAGCAGGGGCGGCUGUGUAGGACUCUGUUGAGCCGGUGCUGGAGCGGUGAGAGCAGCUGCAGACCGAGUGCUCAGGAGCUGCUGCCUCAGCUGGAGCAGCUGCGCUCCCAGAUAUGAGUUUAUUUUAGAGCUGGUGCACAGAGAGGCCCACUGACGACUGUGGGUUUCAGAAAAUGGACAAUAUAGGAGCAUUGUAGCAGGUCCUCUCCUGCAGUGUCAGCUUUGAAGCAAUGGGCUACUCACUUACUCAAAUCAAAGUUGGCGAAAAUAAUGUGCUCACAAAUUUAAAUAGCUAGACUACCAUAUAAUGAUGUUGAAAUUUGACAAAUGUAAAACCCAAGACAGAGCACUUAUAGGAAUAAAAAAAAAAACCCUGCUUUGAUUGCCGUUGCUCACUCCACCUGGUUUAUUUAUUUUUAGUUGCAAAAUAGUACUGAUUUGAAGUGGCUCCUACUGAUCAAGCAGUAACACUGUACAGUUGUUUUCUGGGCAGUGUGGGGAAAGCCUCUUCAAAAUACCCUGGAACUGAUUUAGCACAAUGUCACUACUCUUCUACAAGUAACAUUUCAAAUUUAUUAAAAUUUUAUUCCAAUUUGUAGUUGUUUUUGUUUUUUUUAAGUAUUACUUGCAUGAAACCAAGUGAGACUCAUCAGUCUACCAACAUGCUGGUGUAUUUGCACUUUUUUGCAAUGCUAAUUUGUUAUUAUUGACUUGAAAUAAGGCUCAUUAUUCCUGUAGAAAUCAAACUUUGGCUUGAAGAAUUUUAAACCAAGUUGGUUUUGUGUUAUUUCAGCCUAUUGGCAGAAGUCCUCUAUUUGUUGAGAGAAAAUUUUUAAAAUCUGUUUGUGUAGUCCUGUACUGUUAAGAUGUCAUUCAUGUUUCAUUUGCCAACACAAAACACACUUUAAGUUACUGUUCUAUCUUGUUAUAUAUAUUUUCUUAAACUAAGAAAUGUGUGUUGUGAAUUGAGUGUUAUAUGCCAUGAUGAGAUUGUGAUAGGAGAUUUAAGUGUGAUGGGUUUUCAUUAAAAUUAUUUUUAUACUGUA